This is a messenger RNA of Nematocida homosporus, 1154 nucleotides long. RefSeq lists its product as uncharacterized. The transcript has a single exon. NCBI's taxonomy places the organism in Eukaryota, Fungi, Microsporidia. The record is from RefSeq and is a predicted model, not a curated record. The annotation marks the transcript as partial.
UUAUCAUGACUGCUUCCAUUCUAGGUGGUGUGGCCAUUCCGCUUGUUUUUUGGGGAAUUGGUGCUGCAAUUGCUGCCAUUACCGGUGUAGCUGCUAUUACUAGCAUCACCUUAGCUGCUGGUGGUUUAAUUAUGGCUGGGUUUGCACUUGGAUAUAUGAUAAUUCAAGUUACCAUUUCAACUGUCAAUAAGGAGAAAAGAAACCAGAACGGCUUAAUUAAGAACCGAAAGAACAUUGCCUGUGUUGCCAUUAUUGUGGUUUCUGUAAUUGCUCUUCUUAUUUGGGCUAUCUUAUUGGCUCGAGUUGUUGGUCUUAGCUUAGAUAUGACUAGAACAAUUAUACCCCCAACUGAUGAACAGUGGAAAACUAUUACAACUAACUACGCCCAAGCCAAGGCCGCUCGAGAAAACGAACUCCAAACCGCAUACAACACUAGCAAAACUGCUGCCGAGACUAAGAUCGCCGACACUAACAAACUACUUAGCGAGAAACAUGACUUGCUAGCCAAAACCCAGACCGAACUAUCCAAUGCUGUUACAGAUGAAGCCAAGGCAGCCCUUAAUACGAAGAUUGCCAACCUCAAUGCUGAAAUUACCAAGCACACUGAUACUAUUAACCAACAAAACGCUCUCAUCAAAUCCCUCGGGCCUGAUUACCCCGCUACAAUCAACAAGCUUUCUACUACUCUACGCAACGCUGAUUCUGCCGUGGUCGAUAAGACUAGCGCAUGGACAGCCGCCACUGAUGAGCUUAAAGCCGCUACUGACGCCACUCGGCCAGCACUUCAGAGCAAGGCUGAUCAGCUGGAGAAAGCUCUUGACGAGUGCAAGAAACUUGCCGCAGAAGCCAAAGCCAAUCAUACUUCGGCUACCAUAGCCUAUGACAAGCUUGUUCAUCACGAUAGUCUUGCCCUGCAAAAGCGUGUCUCUGAGAUUAUCAAUACAGACUACAACCUGUCAGAGAAGGGCACAAGAUAUCUCGUGUUCAACGGCCAGGAAAUGAAAGUGGGAGACAAACUGUUAGUUUCCGCUCCUAAUGCAUCGCAGUCUGGUGCCCUUCCUCAAUCUAAUCCCACACCCAGCUUUAUCUUAACAGAGAACGGCGAAAAAGUAUAUCGCCUUCCUACUGAUGCUGAUGAUAUAAUCGAUGCAUAA